UAUAAAAAAUCUAAAAUUUAUAUAAUAAUAUCCAUGUCUAAGAUAUAUAGCUAACAAUUUUUUAAAUAAAAAGUAUAAAAAUAGACAACUAUGAAUUAGUAUGCUAUUUAUAAAUGAAACAUUAGUUAUAAUAUUUGUAAGAAAAUAAAUUGAUCGUUAAAAUUCUAUGAAAUUUGGAACAUAUACAAAUUAAGAUUGAAAAUAAAAUAAAAAUAUAAAUUUGAUGUAACGAUAAGAAAUUAUAAAUGAGUUUAAAUUUGUGUAUAUUUAAACCACGACCUUGCAGAUGUUUGAUUUUAUUUUUGUAAAUAAAUAUUUAUUUUGUCUAAGUGAUAAUAUGUAUUUUAAAAUUUUACCUGUGUUAAAUAAUUAUUUAAUAAAAUUUAUAAGCAUAAUAAUUUUAUAGUUUAUAUUUUUAAAUUUUAUUAUCUUGUAAACCGUCAAUUGUAUUACCACCAUUUUUAGAAUAUGAUCCUUGCAUCUAUUCAAAUGUUUUAUUUUGUUUUUGUUUGUCGAUCAAAAUUUUAUGAAAAUGUCUAAUAAAUUAUUUUAUAUACAUGUUAAGUUUGUAAAUAAUUAUAAUGGUGCAUGUAAUAUAUUUAUAUAGGUAAGAAGAAGAAUUUGUUCAAAAAAUAAGAAGAGUAACGUGAAUUGUGGGAGAGAAUGAGACAAAAAUGUAAUUUAUCUUGUUACAUAAAUAUUUUGUGUAUAUUAUUGAUAUUUAUGAAUGUUUAUAAUAUUAAUAUGAUAGAGAUAAGUUAAAAGAUUUAUAUUUAAUUGAUUGUGAAUUUAAUUUAGGAAAUGUUUUAUUAAUUUUUAAAAAGACAUGGAAAGCAUAAAAUUAGGAGUAAUUAUUACUUCAUUAAUUCUGGAAAAGACAAAAAUUACUUAAAAGUAGGUUCAUUUAAUUAUUUCAAUGGCACUAAGCUGUAAAUAUUGUGCAAGUUUAAGGGUUAAUUUCAAUGUGUACUUCUCUUUUAAUAGAUUAGAUUUGUGUAUAUUUAAACCACGACCUUGCAGAUGUUUGAUUUUAUUUUUGUAAAUAAAUAUUUAUUUUGUCUAAGUGAUAAUAUGUAUUUUAAAAUUUUACCUGUGUUAAAUAAUUAUUUAAUAAAAUUUAUAAGCAUAAUAAGUUUAUAGUUUAUAUUUUUAAAUUUUAUUAUCUUGUAAACCGUCAAUUGUAUUACCACCAUUUUUAGAAUAUGAUCCUUGCAUCUAUUCAAAUGUUUUAUUUUGUUUUUGUUUGUGGAUCAAAAUUUUAUGAAAAUGUCUAAUAAAUUAUUUUAUAUACAUGUUAAGUUUGUAAAUAAUUAUAAUGGUGCAUGUAAUAUAUUUAUAUAGGUAAGAAGAAGAAUUUGUUCAAAAAAUAAGAAGAGUAACGUGAAUUGUGGGAGAGAAUGAGACAAAAAUGUAAUUUAUCUUGUUACAUAAAUAUUUUGUGUAUAUUAUUGAUAUCUAUGAAUGUUUAUAAUAUUAAUAUGAUAGAAAUAAGUUAAAAGAUUUAUAUUUAAUUGAUUGUGAAUUUAAUUUAGGAAAUGUUUUAUUAAUUUUUAAAAAGACAUGGAAAGCAUAAAAUUAGGAGUAAUUAUUACUUCAUUAAUUCUAGAAAAGACAAAAAUUACUUAAAAGUAGGUUCAUUUAAUUAUUUCAAUGGCACUAAGCUGUAAAUAUUGUGCAAGUUUAAGGGUUAAUUUCAAUGUGUACUUCUCUUUUAAUAGAUUAUUAGAUAUUAACACUAAAAUAUAUUUUUUCUCUAUAAAUAUCUAUUAUCUGACAAGAUUGUAGAAAUAUGAUAAUAAUUAAUAUUUUUUAAAUAACUGACAGUAAAUAAUAUAUUAGGUGUUAAUAAAAAGCAAUUAAUAAUAUAAUUAGAAAUAUAAUUUUUCAUAUCAGUUUAUGUAUCAUAUUUUUAUAAUUAUAUAUAUUUUAUCAAUUCAUAUAUGUUACUUUUAUAUAUACAUAUUUAAUUAACAGAUAAAAUAAUAGAAAUUUAAAGUAACUAAUCAUUAAACAUAAUAUGAUAUGAAAUAAAUUUUUAUUUUAAAUGUAAAUUUUAUUGAAAUAUAAAUAAUUUAAAAAAAAAGAUACUUAAACUGGAUAAACAAAACCGCAAAUAAUUAUAUUUAUGGUUUUAUUUUUUAACUAAUGAUUUUAAGUAAAAUAAUAAUAAUAGUGGGGACCAAGUUAUUUCGGUCCUAAAAUAGAAAAAAAAAAUAAGAAGCUCUCUGGCAUUAUCUUUUGUGGAGUGCAGUCACACCACGUGUGUUGUUUUUUCGAGAUACAAAUAAAUCUAAAGUUGCAAUAAUCAAUAAAAUACAGCUAUGAUGACAUGAUUGCGAUAUUUAUAACUGUUAAAUGUUAAGAUGAUAAAAGGUGAAAACAUCGAAAUAAUUCUCAACUUAAAAAUGUAACUUUUUUUUCCAGUAACCGUGGGGUUCCAAAAACUUUCUAAAUCCACGUACUAAUUCCACAAGGCCUUGCUUUUGGGUACACAAUUAAUCUAUUAAUAUAAAAGGAUAAGUGACCAAGAUAAAUCGAAUCCAUGACAAAAACUAUAGUUACAACCUUUUUACCACUAAACCAAAAUACAAAAUGUCAGUUAAAAAACUUUAAUACAUAAACAUUUUAUUUUAACCAUUAAAUUUUAGUUAAACAUGAAUACAUUUCAUAUUUUCGUUGAUCAAGUUAUUUUAGAUUUGUUAAAAAUUAUUCAAUCCGCAGGUAUUUAGCAAUUAAAUUUUAACAAAGCCAUUAGUCAACGAAAAUAUAGAAUUUUAUUGGUUCAGAAUCAAAAGUUGAAAAUAAAAAUAGUUUACCGAAAUUAGCUGUGAAUUUACUGAUAUCAUUACAUGUUUGUAGAUAUAACUGAUUUUCUUAAUUGAUCGGUUCUAUUCUUUUAUUUAAUUUAUUUAAACUUUUAAACAUUAAAAAUUUAUGAUGGGACUACUGAAUAAUAUCAGAAACGGAUUUGUUCUUCAGAAUAUUUGAUAUAUAGUCAUAUUACAUAUUAUCAAAAUCAUAUAUAAUUUAUAUUUGAUAAUUUAUUUUUAGAAACAUAUAAAAUAUCAAAUUUAGGUAAUUUUUUUAAUCUUGAAAUUUUAAUAUGGAACCUUCGAAAUCUAAUACUUUUUUGACCAAGCUAUUUUAGAGCCGCCAAAUUAAAGACAAUCGUUAAACAUUCACUAGCAGACUUAACAAUUAAAUUUCAAUGGAUUUAAAAUACUUUUUUCUGUAAAUGGGGUUUAAAAUAGUUUGGUCAAAAAAAUAUGAAAUUUGUUUUUGUUUAUCUGAAAACCAGGUUUUUUGUCCACGUUUGCAUACAUAAUCAUUGUACAAUUAUUUAUUAAUAUAUGGAUUACUAAUUCAAACACUUUCACGAUAAGUUAUUGUUUAUUAAUAUACAGUUUUUUUUGAAAACUCUCACUUAUUAUAAAUAUUUUGAAAAGUUCUUUAUACUAUAAUGGGUAUUAGUAAAUAAAUCUUUGAAAUCACUCAAUGUUCACUUUUCAACUAUAUAAAAUUAAAAUUUCUAUUUGAUUUCUAUCUAAUUAUGCAUUUUUGUUUAUGAUCAAAAGAUAUUAUUUUCGAUAAAAACAAUAUAUAUAUAUAUAUAUAUAUAUAAUAUUUCUAUUUUUUAAAUACAUUAAAUAUAUUUUUAGGAAUUAUAUUUUUAUUUUAAUAAUAUAGAUUUACUUUUUGGAUAUUUUUUUAUUAUAUCAGUUUUAAUGAAUUAUCUAAUUUAAUAAACUUUAAAUUUGUUUUUAUUUGGAUAAUUUAUUAUAUUAAAUUAUAAUAAAUAAUCUAAUCUUCAUUACGGGUACAACAACAUUAACAAGUCUAUUUUUUUAAGGUGAGAGUUUGAAUACAAAAAAAAAAUACUUUGCAAAUAAUAGUAUAGAUUGGUGAUUAAAAUCAUGCGAUAAAUCUUUCUAGUUUAAACUUUUUUUUGGUAAAAGAAAAUUGUUUCACUUUUUUGCCGGAAUCCAAACAUUGUAAAUAGUCUAUUCCAACAUGAAUUGAAUCCGAGCAAGGGAAGGCUACUAGCACUCCCUUUUUAGCUUAAAUUUGAAAGUUAAGAAUUAGUUUGACAUUUUUCCAUGAUAAAAGUUAUAUAUACAUCUAAUUCAUAUUUUUUUCAACACAUAUAAAUCUAGUGGCAUAUCUAUAAAAUAUUAUUGUUUGAAAAGUUUCUCCAAAAAUGGCAUCUAACAAUAAAAAUUUAUGAAAUAAAAUUAAUUUGACAAAAGACAUUAAACAACUACUCUAACUUCUAACACUAAUCACAAUCCACGCCUUUAAUACUUAAAACCCGAAUCAUAAUCAAUAAAUCUAAACCAAAAUAUAAUAUUUUUUGUUUAUUUUCAAUUAGUGUAUUUCAGAGUUGAAAACAAAAUUAGUGCUAUUUUAGAAAAAAAAGUUCUUUCAUAUGCUAAUUCUUUUAUAAAAGUAUGAGUUAAUUCUAUUUGAGGAUAAUUUAUCUAUAUCAAGACAGAAAUCUAAGCAUUUAUUGUUUUAUGAAUCAGAAAAAUUUGUUUUGUAUGAAUUAGAAAAAUUUGGCCAAACGUGUUGCUUGUAUUGGAGAGAGCGAGAGGAGUUUGGGAUGAUGAGUAUGUAAGCUAAGAAAAUUGAACACAAUUAAAACUCCGUGAAUCAAUACUCAAUAAUUAACAAAUUUUUUGAUUUUGUACUGGAUCGAUAUAAAAUAUGACAUAUUUUGAUAAAAUAAAAAGAUUAUAAUAUUUAGAAAAUAUUAGAUAAAUAUAUGUUUCCACUAAAAUCAAGAAUUAAUAAUACAUAUAUGUUUUUAUAGAAACAUAGAAAAUAUUUUAUUUUUAUUUUUUUCAAAAUGAAUUUAUAUCUCUAUUUUGUUUUUCAAUUCAAUAUUUUGAUGUUAUUUUACUGAAUUACAUAAAAAGUAUAUGCAUUUUUUUUAUCGUCAAAUAUAUGUUUCUAUAAUACAUAUUCAACAUGCAUAAUAAUAUAAUUUAUGAAAUUCAAAUUUAUGAAAUUUAUCUAAUGUAUAAUAUCUGGGAUAUAAGUUUCAUCUUUUUAAUUAAAACUAUUUUUAAAAACUUCAAAAAUUGAUAAAUUUUAUUAAUAAAUUAUCAAAUUUUAACAUUAUUAAGAUAUGGUAACUUUCACACGGGAUUAAAAGCUCUGACUUGAAUGUUGAAGUACAGGUUAGUGUAAAGAAGUUCUUCUUUUUCCAGACGAAAUCUUUGGAGCUAAAAAUGAUGAAGAUAUCUAAUGUGUUUUCUCUGCUACCACACAGAACAAACUCAUCAUUUGAAUAUCCAUUUUAAUUAUCUGUUUGGAAUGUGAAAUAGUGAAACACUACAAGAAAAUGGUGAUAUUGCAACAUAUUUUCUGCAACGUUAUCUUCUCUUGAAAUUUGGUAACAAAUUUUACCAUGUUUUUGCAAUGAUAAAUACAUAUCAACAAUUAAAUACAAAUUCACCGCAAACCAACGAUAAAAAAAAUCAUUACAAAAUUCCGUUACCAGUUUGCAAGUUUUUUACUACUUAUAAAAAAUUUCUUGCAAAUUUCCAAUGAAAACUUCAAAGAAAAUGAGAUGUGGCUUUUUGGAGAAAGGAAAGAAAGUACCAUGUUUUAAUAUGUGACACGUUUAUCACUGUAUUUGCAACAUCUUUAUGUAUUUUAGGAUAUUUAUUUUCAAUUUAAAAGUUAAUAUAUAUCCCCCUUAAAAGAAUUUUUUACAUAUUAUUUCAUCAAUAUAAUUUCGAACCAAAAUUUAUUAAAUUUAUACUGAAUAACGAAAACUUAACUAAGUAAAGUAAACUAGAUUUUCAAUUGUUUAGUUAUACUCAUCUUAUAUUUCAAAUUUCACUAUAUAUUUUUGACAAUUUGUUGAAUUAUAAUUCUAAAAUAUCAUUUUGUUAUACGAUGAAACCAACACGCUAAUAUAUCUUUUUUGUAACUGAUAUAUAUCAUUUUAUUCAUAGUUUGGUGUAUAUCUCCACGCCAGAACUUUUCUAAAAUAGGAUACCAGCAUAUACGUGAACUUAGGGAUAUGAUUCUUGAGCAAUUAAGAUUUUCUCUUUUCUCGGUUCUUUAUAAAUAUGAUUUCUCAGUUUAUUGUCAUACUUGUGGAGAAUUAAGUUUCCAUGUUCUGCUUCCUCUUCAACGAAAGAGAGAUUGUGAAACUAGAAUUACACAUAGCGCAUGCUAGUUAAUUAACGAAGAUUCAGGAUGAAUCCUAGUCGAUGUCCUAGAGGAUGGAGAAAAACGGAGUCAAAGAAUCAAUAUAUAUAUGGGAGCCAAAUCAACAUAUGUUUCCUGUGUUUCCAAUCCAUCAAAAGAAGAAAAUAUAACGAUUAGAAUUGUUUAUUUUUCUUAGAAGCAUGGUUUUUAAUAAUUGUUCAAUAUUGUUGUAACAUUUGAUUAUUUAAUAAAAUUAGUUAUUUGAUUAAUUCAUAUUUUUAUUUUUAUUAUUUUAAAUUUGAAAUAACCAUCACAUUUAGAAUAUUGUGAAAUAGCAAAUAUAAAACAAAUACAAUUUAACAAAGUUGCGUUAGAAUUAUAUUGUCGUAGUAUGUAUUAUGUAUAGCAACAAACUGUGUGAGUUUAGAAUUGCAAAGUAUGUUGUAAAGAUACAACAAAUUUGCAAGACAAAUGUUAUUGCACUAUUACGAUGGAUUUUUUGACACUGUAAAACACUUUCUAUCUUUUGAAUUACUUUCUUAGACACUUCUCACUUGUCCAACACAAUAUGCUUAUCAAAAGACUUCCUUACCCUCAUUUCAGACCAGACCAAGCUUCACCUAACCAAACAUAAGUAACCAUGGUUCCAUCAUUUUUAAUACGAUUUUUAUAUUUUGGACAUAUCCAACCACGUUUUCAUUUAAGGAGAAUUCAAAACACAGAUCUACUUUCACUUUCUCCAGACCAAGAAAAUUCUAAUUUCUUCAUCUCUCUUUCCAACAACUGGAACGUAAAUUAAGUGAACUCAAAAGCUUACUGAAUUGGAUCUGCAGUUUGACGAACAACAAUGGCGAAGAAGAAGUCCAAGUCUUCUCCGGCGAAGGCCAAGAAAAAUUCCAAUGCAUCUUAGGAAUCAGUCUGCAAAAGGUUUCUUUUUUGAUUCUCCGUCGUUCCUCCGCCGACGGAGAAGAAGUCCAAGUCUUCUCUGCCGUUCUUUUGUUUUUAACCUAAUUAGACUAGCUAUUAAUAUUUUUCCAAACCGAAAACUCCAUGAAUUUAUGCUCAGUGAAGCUUUGAUUUAUUUAAAUAUCAAGAUUUCUUUUUGAUGAAGUAAUGUAUGGAAAACACUGGAUUUAGACUUGCUUCAGAUUUGUGAAAAAAAAAAUGGUGUAAAGCACAUGACUAUUUCAGUGGAGCCUUAAAAAUGGCUCCUUCCGUGAGAUUUAAUUUAAAGAUUUAGUGUUCUUCCGUUGAGAUGCUCUUCCGUCCAGAUGUUUGAAUGAAAUAUGUAUGUCCACAUAAACUGUGUCCACAAACUCUAUGUCCUUAGAAUCCUAUAUAAUAUAAUAUAUAUAUAUAUAUAUAUAUAUAUAUAUCUACAAAACAGUAUUUACAAAAUUUUAUAUGAUUGAGAACUCUUCCGACGAACUUUCAUCCAUGGCAUCUUGUAUAAUUCAGAAACAAACUAAGAAAUAUAUGACUUGGAAAAUCUGUAAAUCCUAUACAAAAUCAUGUCCACAAAUUUACGAAGAAAUUUCUGGAAAUGAACCUUGAACACAAAAUUGAUUCUACAAAAUUUUGUUCACAAAACUUUGUCCAUAAAAUCAUGUCCAGGUUUUUUGAAUAUGAAAAAUCAAAACAAAAUUUACCAUAUCCACAAUUUUGCUGUCCACAUUUCUCAAAUAAAAAAAAAAUAUUGUCCAAACUUUUUAUGUUCAAAUAACCUUUUGUAUAAUUGUUAAAAUAAUAUAUAUAUAUAUAUAUAUAUAUAUACCAAAACGGAUGUCUAAAUGUAGAGAAUUAAAAAUCAUAAUUUAUAGUCAUAAAUUUAUUUGAUUUAAAUAUUUUGAAAAGAAAAUAUAGGUAAAACAUAUUAAAGGGUGAAAUAAACAAGAAUAACAAGUAACUAAUAUAGAACUAACUUGGUGUAAGUAUGGAUUCAACGUUUUAGUGUUAGUGUCCAACUUUGAUGUCCAUGUCCACAUUUUUUGUUUAUGUAUUUUUUGUCCAUAUCCACACUUUUUCCGUCCACAUUUUCUAUGUCCAUGUAUUUUUAUAUAAUUUUUAAAAUAUAUAUAAUAUAUAUAUACAAGUGUAUCUUAAAAUAUAGAGAAAAAAAAUUAUAAUUUAUUGUAACAAUUAUAAUUUUUUUAUAGAUCUUAAAAUUUUGAAAAAAGACAAAUAUAUAUAUGUGGAGAAGAAGGAAUAUUUUAUUAUCAAAUCUAUUUUCUCAACCAAAAUUGGUCUUCACCUUUGGAUUGGCUUUCAUCCGACAGCUGUUGUUUGUCACUGCUCUGCAGGAACCAAACGACAACUUCUCCGAGUAAACACAAAACGCAAAGCUGUACGAUACUUGACAACUUGACAAUAUAAAAAUAUUAUCACUAACUCAACCCUGGUCUCGGUUAAGGAAGUGAGGGGCAUAUUGGUCUCAAAUCAGCUCAGAAACAUGAUAAAGUGUCCCUCCAGUCUGUUGUGUCUGAAUGUGUUAAAAAAGAGAAAAAAGUGUCUCAAUAUGUAACUCACUCAGCAAUAAAUCAUUCCAUUGCAAAAUUUGCAAUAUUUUUGCAACAAAGGGAAUUUGCAACAAUCAAUCAGCAACACCGUAUAAUUCAUUACGGUUUCAUUGCAAAUAUACAUUUGCAACAAUAUAUCGACCUAUUGCAAUAUUUAUUAUUUAUUGCAAUAUCAUUAUUUUCUUGUAGUGAAAAUAUAUUUUCUGGUUACUUAUACGUUUUAGGUUGUACCAUGUCACCACACAACUGUUGAGAAUUUGAGUUCCAAGUCGUCCAUUUCCCAUAUGUGACCAACGUCCAAAAAUCGGGUAUCUAAAAUGCAAGUUUUAUGUAAUACAUAUUUUUAGUGGUAGUCCCUGCAGUGUGUGAAUGAUUUGCAUGUGGUAAAGAAGGUCACCGAAGUCAGUCAUGGUCAUGUGAGAAAUAUAUCUGUCCACAAAAAUACACUAUGUCUAAUCAAGCAUGCACAUAUGACAAAAAAAAAAGUAUAGGACAUCUUAGAUUUACAAAAUGAUUUGAACUAAUGUUUUAGCUAUUCCUAUGAGUCCUAAUUGUUAAUGAUUUGUUUAUAACAUAAACAACCAUAUUAUUAUUACCUCUAGAAUCACUUAUAACUAGGAACUAAAAUAUUGGAAACAUCUAUGUUAGAAAGUGAUUCUUAAAAAUAUUACAAGUUGCACGUAGAUCAUAAAUGGCUUGAUCAAAUUUGCGUUUCAUAUAUUUUGCAUGGAUUUAUUAGAGCUAGUAUUGGUUUAAACCGUGCAAAUCCUAAGUGAUUAAUACACGUAAGAGGUAGUUGAUAAAAAAAAUUAUACAAAAUGACGUUUUUAAAAGAAAUAUAAGAUUUAGAUGACUAUGGGCUUGAAGACAGAAAAAAAGAUCAUUUGUGUCAAGAUCUAAACCAAAGAACCAACGUUAUUCUCAUGUGAUCCCCACAUAUGUUCAUUUAGGUCGUCCGCCUGCUAGUAGAGUUGUAUAUAGUAGUAACAAACAUGUUAAAGUUAUACAAAACCAAAAAGUUGUGACAUAAUUGUUUCAUUUCUUUCCAUAUUCGACAAAUAACUAUCCAAUAAAUAAAUUGCUCUAAUAUACACUUCUUAACAUAUAUGGAUGUUUUUAAUAAAAGUCGUCUAAAACUAAAUAAAUUUUAGUGACACAAUUUGUAAAUAAUAUGAAUAAUGUUAAUUUGUAAAUAUACUAAGUAUCCUUUUUAAUAAAUUAAAUAUAUUUUUUAGUAAAUAUAGACUAGUUAAAAUAUUAAUUAAUUACUUGCUAUACUAGUUGACAAAAAACGUGUUAAAAUAAUGAAAAUAAACGGUUUAUAAACUCAUUUCGGUUCUAUUUCGAUUAAGCCGUUUCGGUCCAGUUGUCUCACCUACCCGGCAACCCCUAAGUUUAUAAAUACACAAACCCCUCUCAUUUUCUAAUGCAACACUUGUGUCAAAGAUUUUUUUUGUUCAUACAUCAAUUCAUCGAACAGUUACCCGCCACGAUGAAUCUCUUGAAUGCCGACUAUGACUUAUCCAUGGUCGACGCUUUCUUGAACUCCUCCUCUCCGGGAGAGACUACUCUCAAGGAACGGUUACACGCAGUCGUAAAAGUGACUCACGAGGCCUGGUGUUACGCCAUUUUCUGGAAACCUUCGUACCACGACAUCUCCGGCGAACCGGUGCUUAAAUGGGGCUACGGCGUUUACAAAGGCGAAGACGAGACUGACAAGACUCGGCGGAGGAGGAAGACGAACGCGGAGGAGAAAUUGCAAAGGAAUAAGGUACUCCGGGAACUUAGCUUGACGAUCUCCGGCGUAUCUUUUCCGGUGAAGGACGAAGAUGAUGACGUGGAGCUGACGGAUAUGGAGUGGUUUUAUUUAGUUUCAAUGACGUGUAGCUUUCGCAGUGGAUCCGGUUUAGCGGGUAAGGCGUUUGCUACGUAUAACCCGGUUUGGAUUACCGGGUUAGAUAUGAUUAAUGGCUCAGGCUGUAGUCGGGCUAACCAAGGAGGGGACUUAGGGUUACAAACCAUAGUUUGUAUUCCCUCGGAUAACGGUGUGUUGGAGCUUGGAUCCACGGAGCAGAUCCGAGAGAACACUGGUUUUUUUCGAAAGAUCCGAUUCCUUUUUAAUUUCAAAGGAUACGGAGCUAUGAACUCAAGUAAACCGAGACCAGUUUAUCCACCAAUCCAAAAUAAUAUCAUAUUCUCCACGGCGACUUCCUCCACGUCAACAACAGUUCGUUCGAGUUUCGCGGAAGAUAUUAAACUCGAGGAGUCAGAUCACUCUAACAUCGAUGUCAAAGCCAAGCUGAAGAGAAAACGUCAAAAGAAACCGACACACGGUAGAGAAGAGCCAAUGAACCACGUGGAAGCGGAGCGGUUGAGACGCGAGAAGCUAAACCAACGAUUUUACGCGUUACGAGCGGUUGUGCCAAACAUAACAGGAAUGGACAAGGCGUCAUUACUUGAAGACACUGUUAGGUACAUCAACGAACUGAAGUUGAACGCAGAAAACGCUGAAUCGAAAAAAGAUGCGGUUCAGAUCCAGCUCAAUAAACUUAAUGAAGAGAUCGCAGAGCAGAACGCAGUUUUAGAGUUUGUAGACGCGGGGGAAAAGCAGUGGAGAAUGAUUUGAAGAUAGACGUGAAGGUUAUGGGUCGUGACGCCAUAAUUAAAUUGGAAUCGAGUAAUAUAUAGAAAUCAUUAUGAAUCGAGACUGAUGAAUGCGUUUAUGGAUUUGGAGUUAGAAGUGAACCACCCGAGCAUCUCAGUGAUGAACGAUCUUAUGAUUCAACAAGCGACGGUGAGGGUUUACAAGCAAGAGCAGCUUCGGGACUUGUUGUUGUCAAAGAUUAAUUAGGGUUUACUUUUAUGAUGUUUUGAGAAAUUGUGGGGUUAAAUUGUAAUAAAGAAAAUUGUACUUGGUAUCAUAACUUCUCAGCCGUUUGUUUAGAUUUUGGGCACGUUCCGCUUCGUAAUGAUUAGGUGACAUCCAUAGAUUAACUAGCAAACCUUGCUAUAAAGAAGGAGCUGAUAAACCCUAACCAGUGGUAAAGAAUGGAUUGGUUGUGACCUGGUUGGUGUCAGAGAUUUUUCUUCCGAAUAAUUCUUGGCCCAUCACAAAACGAUAUCAUUUCUCACCAUUUUUUUUUUCCUUUUUCCAAUACAUUUCAUUGUUGCAUAAGUCUGCAGUAAGCAUACAACGCUUAUUAAAAAUUAGAUAUAGAGAUCAUUUAAAAAAAAUUAUGUUCGGGACGAAACACAUAAUAUUUUACUGAAAACUAUAAUGUAAUAUUAAUUUUGUCACAACGGUCACUUAAUCAUUUAAUCUCAAGCCUGUCUAAUACUAGUAAACGUUUUUCAUUAGAGCUAAUAACACUUGGUUAGUUGGUUACAAAGACCAUUUAAUUUAUAUUAGGACAAAGUUAUUCGCUGUGCGUUCUCUGUAGCUAAGCUUUUUAAAAGAGGGAAAUAUAUGUAGAAAAUUUUAUCUUUGUUUUCUAAUUAGUUUAUAGAUUUGAUGUCCUAUUUGAUGUGUCUGUUUGUAAUCAAAAUAUCAUUCAUUUAUAUUUUAAUCUGGUCAUUCCGGUCAUUUGGUUAUAUAACAUGCCCUUGAUAUAUAGAUAUAUGAUAUAUCCAAGUUGCAUUAUUAGAAACACAUGCAAAAGCCUUAUUAUAGAAGAAGCCAAUACACCCCAAAGACAAUGUAAAAAGACUUUUGUAAGACUCUUGGCCUGUGACAGGAGACGGGAUUGGAAAUAUUAUAGGUCCACAACAUAAUAAUUACUUUUCUUUUUCCGAAAUUUUCCAACUACUGAUUAUUUAGAUAGAAUAUUUAUUUUUAUCACGUUUUUUUUAGAGAGAAAUUGAUUUUUGUCACGUUUCCAUUUUAAGUCUGAGAAAGCCCACUUGAAAUAAGGCGAAGUUAGUUAUAAGAUGUAUUCCAAAAACAUAUACUUAUUAUAACGACCGAGCUUAUGUGUAUACUUCGUAUAGUGAACUGAUCGAACAAAUACUACAAUUAUUAAACUAUAUAUUGUGUUCAAUAAAACUCCCUUUUAUUUCUUCUUUGUCACACCUCUAGUUCUCAGGUUCAUGAAAAUCUUGAAGUCCAUAAAAAUAAGAAAAAGAAAAAGCUUUAGUCGGUGACAUGUACUGGCCAGCAGGGCUUAGUAAUUGAGUUGAUCAGACGCAAAUGAUGAUGGGACCACAACGUGCAUCGGCCACCAUGUAUUUUUGGUCCAACUAACUGGUUGAUUUGAAGCUGAUAUUAACGAAUACACCAUACGGCCAAAUAAUCGAGACAUUGCUGCAUCUCUUGUUUUCCGACGCCGCUGUCGGCAUCGCCUCUUCUCAACUCCCUUCAUGCUCUCCUCAAAUAUGUGAGCUCGUGCUUUGUGUUUCUUUUCAUUGUCUCGUAGAUUUUGUUCUUUGGUUUAGUAUAGGCAAUGGAGGGUUUGGAGCGAACUGGUCUUCCUGUUCUUCCGAUUGUGAAACCUUCAUCUGCAAUGGAGGUUCUGGUCUCCUCUAUAUAUCGAGUUCAAGCUUCUGGAUCUGAAACUGUCUCUGGAACUAACCAGAAAAUCAUUGGAAAAUCCAGCGCUUGCUAUCAUUGUCUUCUCUUAUGAAUAACAAACAACUCGUCGUUCCAUCAGACGGUGACAUCUCGUCCUCCUCCACUUAGUCGUAACAAUUCGUAGUAAAAUAAAUAGUUACACCGAAAAAAAUUAAUUAAUAUAAAAAUAAAAAAGCAGGAAAUUUGUAAAAAAAUUAAUGAUUUUUUUUGCCAAUAGGAGUUUGGUGGUCGAUCGAUAAUGCCUAAACCUUUUCGUUCUAGCUGUCGGAGAAGAUCUUUGAUGGUGUACCAAACAUACGGAGCAUUUGAUGGCACCAUAAAAUCAUGAUUAACUCCUUCAACAUGUGUUGGAGCCAGGGGCGAAUCUAGAAUAAUUUUUCAGUGGGUGCAAAAUAGAAAAAAGAACAAAGGGGGAAUCGAACUUGAGACUUGAAGGGGGUGCACAACACUACUAAACCAUCUGAUCUAGCUGGUUUCUUUGUAUUUUUACAUACAAAGCGGUAAAUAUUUAUAAAUUUACGGGUGCACGUGCCACCAUAGUCUUGGCACUGGCUUCGCCCCUGGUUGGAGCUGUCUCCAGUGGCGGAGGAGGAGACAUUUCUAUGGUGGAGGUUUCGUCUAUAAUACUCACUUAGAUUGACUCUCAGGAACGAUUUCAGGUGCAGAUGGGUUACCCAAACUAGAUGCAUCAUAGUAAUCAAUUUCCUAUUAAUUUGUUCCCCAUAUAAGUAUGGUGGAGUGGUUUCCAGUACCUUCACUUUUGACCUAAACAAUGUCUUGUUUCUUUGGUAUGGAUGGAUAAUGGGAAGAAACUACCGAUGAAAAUCAAACCAAUAUGUCUUCCUUCAACUAAAAUGUGUAAAUCAUUCCCAUGCAAUAAGGACAAGAUAACCUCUCAUAGAUUGUCCAUCCUGAUAGCAUCCCCUAUGCAAGAAAGUUACUGAUGGUUCACAGAAGAAUUGAUCGCAUAGUAAGGUUUCUUCUCAAAAACAAUCAUACAAGUGCACCCAUGUUGACCAUAAUUUAUUAAAUUCCUUUAUUGAAGGUUGUAUAAAAAUAUCAAGUGACGGCUUUGGAUGAUUAAGUCCAAGGAUUAAUAUAUUCAUGAAUAUAAAUUUUCUUUUCAUACAUAUCUCUCGUGGAAGGUUUUACAACAUCAAGAUUACUGGCGAGAGCGAGUAUUGUCUUUCGGACAUUCCAAAGGACUAAAUCCAUCUGAGCCAAAGAUAAAUAUUUCAAAUAUUUCUAGCAAAAUCAGGGUGUAUCAAAUUCAAGUGUUUCCACGUUUUUGUAUUUGAAGGAUGAUUGAUCUUGCCAUCCGAGUGACUAUGCAGUCUUCUCAGAUUGACAGAAUCUUUCAGCCUAUCCUUAAUAGGUAAGUUUCAAAGGAAGGAUGAUAUCCUAUUCCGACCACCUCCUUGCGGUUUAUAUAGUGGUUUCUUGCAGAUGCAACAUUCCAACAGCUCUACAUCUUUCCUCCAGUAUACAAUUGUCGAUACACAUAUCUAUCAUCUCCGAAGAUAAGCUAAGAUAAUAACCCAGUUUCUGAAUCUCAUACUAAGAAUCAUCAGAAAAUUUAUCUUUUGGUACAUACUUUUUAAACAACUCCGCUCAUGCAUUCAUAUAAAAUUCAGAUAAAUUACGAUCAGUUUUGACAUUCAUCAUUUUAGCUGCCAAUGAAAAUUUAGAUAAAAAUUUUCUACAAUUUUCAUAAAUCGGUUGAUUCGCAACAUCUAAUAUUUUAUAAAACUUUUUAGCAUCCAAGUUGUGUUCUUUUACAUUAUUUACUUAUGUAGUAAUUGUUGAUGUUGUUUCAAGAAAAUUCAUCUGCAACCAUAUCAUGCAUCAUAUGACUUACCAUAUAUAUGAUCUUCCUGUGUGUAAGUGACAUCUUUUUAUGAAAUGAGAGGAGCAAAAGAGAACUGGAAUAUUAUUUUUUUCGAGAAAGGAAGAUUGCAGUCAGUCCUUUAUAAAACAGAUUGCAGUCGGUUACAAAAAAAAAAAGAUAAAGGAAGAUUGCAUAAUGUUAUUAAAUCGUUAUAUGUAGGGUACUUGCUAUAAUUGCGUGAUUGCAACUGUCUUAACAAGGAAUAGUGGGGACCAAUAUUUACUUUCGGUCCUAAAAUGGAAAAAUUAAAUUUCUGACAUUUCCUUUUGUGGAGUAUAAUCACACAACGUGCGUUGUUACUUGUUAGCUCUCGACAUACAAAUAAAUCUAAAAUUGCAAUAAUGAAUAAACUACAAAUAUGAUGACAUGAUUGUGAAUUUUCUAACCGUUAAAUGUUAAGAUGGUGAAAGUUAUAUAUAAAUCCAAAUCAUGAUUUUGUCAACACAUAUAAAUCUAAAUCAAGACAGCAAUCUGAGCAUCCACUGUUUUAUAUUGCAAUUUUUUUUGACAAAUUUGUCAGAGAUUCCAAGCAUGUUGCUUAUACUGGAGAGAGCGAGAUGAGGUUGUAAUGGUGAGUAUGUUCGUGUGGUUGGAGAAGAAAAUGUCAGUUUACUUAAACUAAACCCUCUGAAAUAAUUCUUAAAACUUGCGUAAGUUUUUUCACAUUUUCAGUUUGUUUUGAAAAUGUAACUUCAACCCAAAAAGUGAUGAAUUGUAUAAUAUUUUAGCAUUCAAACUAGGAUUAAUCUCAUUAAUACCACUAAAAAUUUUAAUCACAAAAUAGCAUGUAUUAAAGGAGAAAAAAACUAAAAUAUCAUCACCAUUAAUAAAUCUAAUAUAUAAUUUUAAUAAAUAAAAGAAAAAUUAUUAAAAGAAAAUAAUUAUUUUCACUCUAUACGAUAACUCUUAAAUCUUAAAUAUUAAUCUUUAAAUUCUAAUUAAUCAUAAACCCUAAAUAUAUACUUGUCUUCACGUUUUUUAUUGAAUAUUUUUGUGGUUUUUAUCUUCAUCUAUGAUUUUUGGAAGUAUAUAACUAAGAUAAGUUUACAUCCAUUAAUUGGGAACUAUGAUAAUGUGUGUGUGUGUUUGAGUGUGUGUGUGUGUGUGUGUGUGUGUGUGUGUGUGUUUGUGUGUGUGUGUGUGUGUGUAUUGAGUGUUGAGUGAGAAGUGUGUGUGUGUGAGUAUUGAGUGUUGAGUGAGAAACAAACAAAAAUUUCUAGCAAAAUUUACAUACAAAGGAAUAAUUGAGUUAAGUUUUAAGAGCUUAUUGGUAGAAUAACCAAAAAGAAAAGAAAAAUAGAUUUCAGAGAGAGAUAGGAAGAGAAAAGAGGAGAGAAAGUGAGAUUUUAGUUAGAUAGUGAAUUAUGUUUUUUUGUUAUUGAGCCAAUUUUCUAAAUUUAGUUUUAAUUGGUAAAAAAAGGAUAUUUCUAAAAAAACAGUUUUAUUUCUCACCAACUUUCAUUAUUAUAAUUUUUGGCAUUUUGGCUUUUUUUUAUUUAUAAUAUUGUUGAAACUAGAGACAUAGAACUUUCCCGCGGAUUAGAAGCUCUGAGGUAAGUGUUGGAAUAUAUGUUAAUUUACAAGAGUUAAUUCUUUUUCUAGAAAAAAAUCUUUGGAGCAAGAAAAAUAACGACAUCUAAUGGCAGGAUGGGAAAUUUGCCCAUAUAAAAAAUCUUUGGAGCUAGAAAAAUAACGACAUCUAAUGGCAGGAUGAAAAAUUUUCCCAUAUAACCAUACAAAAAAAUAUAAAUACAUUAUCUAACCAAAAACAUUUUAUUUCUUCUCAUUUUUCUUCUUAUAUCUUUUUUAUUUAUUACUACAAAUCUAAUUAUCUUUUUUUUGGUUAUUUAGAAAAUAAACCCUGGCAGGAUUGGUUGGUUUUAUGUACUCUUGCUAUCGCAGUUUUCUGGUAUAUUUUUUUGCUUUUUAAUUUUUUCUUGUUUGGAAUGUGAAAGUAGAUUGUCUGACAUAUAAUGAAUGUGAAAAACACUUGAUUAGUUGGGGUUUAAGUGCUAUAACUGUAUGUUUUUAUUUAGUCUGUAGCUUUUAUUACUAUAGUUGUAUGUUUUUUUCUAUAAAACUACAAUUUUAAAGCAUUUUAAUAAUUGCUUUAAAAUAGAGUAAAACAUAAACAAACAAAAAGAAUAAAGCUGUAGAAGUUGUAGUUUUUAUGUGAGAGAAAUUGAUUUAAAAAUAUUAAGUUGACUACCAUUUUUGAAAAAUACAUUCAAUAAAUAAUAUUCUAACAUUUAUAUUUAGGGUUAAGUGAUUAUUGUUUAGGGUUUAGUAUUGAGAAAUUGCAGUUUUCACAUAAUUUUUUUGGUUUUUGAGUUCUCAAAAACUAUUUUCUAUCCAUUCAUAACUUUAUCAAAGUAGAUUUUUUAAUGUUUAGAGAAACGAAUUUUGUUUUGUUUUUUUUGACAAAGAAACUAAUUUUGUUUACAGUUUUAUCAUGUUAUACUUAAAAGUCAAAAUCCAUAUUUUAUUAGUUUUUAUCUACCACAACAGAUUUUUUCAAGGGAAAUAUCUUAUAACAUUCUAAAUUGGUUUCUAUUUUUUUUUUUGAAAUACAUUUAAUCAGAGAUAAUAUAGUAUUAGAUUUAGUGUUUAAUGAUUAUUGUUUAGGAUUUAAUAUUUAUUGGUCCGAGAUAUUUGAAAAGUUAUCAUGGACACGAAAUUGCCUUAGCUCUUGAUUGUUUGGGUUUUGUUUCUUGUUUUGAAUGGUUGUUGGCUCUAUUUAUAUCGUUCUUUGUAUGACAAUCGGUUUAGUUUGGUCUUGUACAUAAAUACUAUUAUAUAUGUUUUUUCAAUAUUAAUUUCUCUGGGCACCAAAAAGAACACUCCGUCCAAUUUGAUUUGAUUUGAUUACACAAAGAAAUGCCUUUGAAUAUUGGGAUUCUAAGACCAUGAAACCGGACGGUUUAUGUUUCGGUUCUCCGAACGGUUAUAAUAAAUUCCGGUUUACUUUGAUUAAACUUUGUUCGGUCCGAAUGCUUUACCUACCGCUACUUAACACCGUACCAUCGUUUAUAAAAGACACAACCCAUAUGACUUCUGAUUUUCUCAUGUAACACUGUUUCUAAUACUUACUUUGUUCAAACAUCAAACACCAUUUAUCUUACCGGCAACAAUGAAUCUCCUGAACUCCGAUGAUGCGUUAUUAAUGAUUAACACUUUAUUGAACUCCUCCGAUUUGUGGCCAUUAGCUCCGGCGAAUCUCAGCCAGCUGCCACUAGCUCCGACGGCGAUUAACUCCUCCUCUGAUUUGUGGCCAUAUGUUCCGGCGAAUUUCGGCCAGAUCCAGUACGAGGAAAGCAACAUUUCAGCCAGCGCCGUAAAACUCGAGGACUCGGCUCACUUUAACAUUGAUGCCAAAACGACGCCGGAAAAGAAACGUGGGAGAAGACCGACGCACGGCAGAGAAGAGCCGAUGAACCACGUGGAAGCCGAGCGGUUGAGACGCGAGAAGCUAAACCAGCGGUUCUACGCGUUACGAGCGCUUCUGCCAAACGUAACGAAAAAAGAAAAGGCGUCGAUACUUGAAGACACGGUUACGUACAUUAACGAACUGAAACUAAACGCGGAAAACGCUGAAACGGAGAAAAACGCGAUUGAGAACCAGCUCAACGAACUCAAGGAAAAGAUAGCAGGAAGGAGAAACGGGAGUUCUAGCGUUUGUAGCGGCGGGGAAAAGACGCCGGAGAUUGAGGUGAAGAUCGACGUGAAGGUUAUGGAUCGUGAUGCGCUGAUUAGACUGGAGUCGAGCAAGAACAACCAUCCUGGAGCGAGACUGAUGAAUGCAUUUAUGGAUUUGGAGGUAGAAGUGAACCACGCGAGCAUCUCGGUGAUGAACGAUCUCAUGAUUCAACAAGUGACGGUGAAGAUGGGGUCGAGGGUUUACAAGCAAGAGCAGCUUCGGGACUUGUUGUUGUCAAAGAUUAAUUAGCGAUUAAUUAUUGGGAUUUGUUGAGGUUUAUGAGGUUCAAAUUGUAAUUAAGCAAUUGUACUUUGUUUGUCUCAUGACUUCCCAGCCGUUUGAUUAGAUUUUGUGUACGUCCCCUUGGUAUUUGGUAAUGAUAUGGAUAUGUAUACGUGGCACUCA
Brassica rapa (field mustard) is the source of this 19235-nucleotide messenger RNA. RefSeq names its product transcription factor bHLH28. Gene Ontology annotation, molecular function: transcription cis-regulatory region binding; DNA-binding transcription factor activity; protein dimerization activity. The record is from RefSeq and is a predicted model, not a curated record. Gene Ontology annotation, cellular component: nucleus. Gene Ontology annotation, biological process: regulation of DNA-templated transcription. NCBI's taxonomy places the organism in Eukaryota, Viridiplantae, Streptophyta, Magnoliopsida, Brassicales, Brassicaceae.